GGUCUGAUCCGGUUCUGGGUCUAGGCUACUCCUUACACGGUCGGGGCGGAUUUGUUUCAGCAUCAACCCAAACCCAUUUAAAGCACUAAGUGCGAUCCUUCCCGCACUCGAUCGAGGAAAAAUUACUCUGAUGCAUGUCAAGCCCUAAGGAUCACAGUCACACUUUCUCGCUCUAAACCUUGACGAAGGCACUUCCCUCGCUAUUUGAAUCUCUCUCUAUAAACUAUUUGGAGAAAGGGAAAGAAAGGGCGUCAAGGAAGCUACCGGUCCUCCCAUUACAGCAAGCCACUGGGUAUGGUCCUCAUUCUUUCUUUCUUUGCUGCGUGUUCUUCAUUCAUCAGAACAUAAACGAUCUUCCCCCUUUUUUUUUUGAGUGCAAAGUGUUGUUAGUCCAUGAACACUGUAACUGAUGAUAUUCUUCUAAAUCUUCAAAAUCAUGGCCUUGACAAAAGCCCAAUCUUUCUGCAAACCCCAAUUUCUCAUUUCCCUUGUCAGUCCUCUCUCUCUUCAUUCUUAUGUUCAACAGUUCUCCACAAAACCCUCUUCUCUCAUUAAUGAUGGAACGGCCUUACCUUCUUCUACUUCUUCUUUCAUGGUUAAUCUGUUUGUGGACUCUUUUGGGUUCUCAAAGCAAGGAGCCAUUGCUGCAUCUUCCCAGCUUCUCCAUAUCAAAACCCCUGAGAAAGCUCUCUCGGUACUAAACUUCCUCAAAGCCAAAGGUUUUGAAGCAAUCCAUAUCCAUACAAUUAUCAGCAAGCGCCCCCAUCUUCUUGCAGCCAAUGUCGAGAAAAACCUAGCACCCAAAUUCAAAUUGUUUGAAGAUUUGGGCCUUUCUAAAUUCGAUCUUGGGGCCGUCAUCUCUGCACAUCCAACCAUUGUUAUGUAUAGCUUAAACAAAAGACUUCUCCCUAACAUUCUCUUCCUUAAAAACUACUUGGAUCCCAAAGGUUUCUUGAAGCUUCUCAAAGGUCAAGGUCGUAGUUCAGUCUUGGUGUCCAAGAGAUUGCAGUCCAAUGUUAGGUUCAUGGAGAGCCAGGGAAUUGGCGGCUCGAAGUUGAGAGCACUCUUAUUGAAAAGGACAUUCUUAUUUGAAGUGAAGUCCAUUAGGCUUAUAGAAAUCACAGAGAAAGUUAAGGAAUUGGGUAUUGAAUCUCACUUUAAAAUGUACUCUCAUGCUGUUGGGUUCAUGAGUUCGAUGAGCAAGGAGACAUGGCAGAGGAAAUUUAAGUUUUUUAAGAGCUUUGGGUGGUCAGAAGAAGAUAUUCGCACCGCUUUCCAAAAGAUGCCUGUAAUAUUUUGUCUUUCAGAACAGAAGUUGCAAAAGACUAUGAAUUAUUUCAUCAACGAACUUAAAUAUGAUGAGAAAUAUCUGUGUUUUCAUCCACUUAUAUUCUGUUUUAAUUUAGAGAGAAGGUUGAUCCCAAGGAUUAAUCUAUUGAAAGUGUUGAGGUCAAGAAAGUUGCUGGAAAAGGAUGCAAGUUUAUUGACAAUUUGUGUUUUAUCGGAGAAGGUGUUCUUGGAGAGAUAUGUGUUAAGUUUUGGAGAAGAGGCAGAAAAUUUGCUCGAUAUUUAUAAGGGAAACAAAGAAAACUCAAGAAAUUGAUGCUGAGUCUAUGGUCUAAAACAGGCUUAAUAGCCAUUAAAAUCUGAAUUCCAUGACUCUUAUUUUGUUAUAUCUCUGAAAAAGAAGAACUGAAUGUCAAAACUUUCUGUGUUGUGAUCCUUGUGAUUUUGCCUUGCUUCUCUUUGUUCUGCCUUGUAUAAUAUAGGUUACAAGAGCAGAAAAGCUUGCUAACCUCUACACAGAUGCAAAAUUAGAUGGUGAUAAUUUUGGGUUUAUUCUAACCAUGUGAUGGAUUUGUCUGGAAAUUUGCACACAUUUUGGCCUCUCUCGCUCGAUUAUGCUCUCUAAACAUGGGAAGUCAUUGUCGGAUUGCUGAGCUCAUUUCUCCUCAAGUUUAGGGUUUUUCUGGGAGGAUUUUGCUGGGUUUCUCCAAAUGUGGAAGCUCUAGCUAGAAAAGUUGGGAUUUUUUUUCCUCCUAUUAGGUGGGUUUUAAUUCCUGUUUGGAGUUGUGUUCAGUUGGUUAAAGACAAAUUAGGGCAAAGAGAAGAUUCUUUUGGGGUUUCCUUUGAAGAAAACUCUGGAAAAUGUCAGCUUCAUUUGCACCUUUUGAUCACCCAAGAAAUGGAGUGCAGUCUCACUUCCA
Amborella trichopoda is the source of this 2207-nucleotide messenger RNA. RefSeq lists its product as uncharacterized. The record is from RefSeq and is a predicted model, not a curated record. NCBI's taxonomy places the organism in Eukaryota, Viridiplantae, Streptophyta, Magnoliopsida, Amborellales, Amborellaceae. Gene Ontology annotation, molecular function: double-stranded DNA binding. Gene Ontology annotation, biological process: regulation of DNA-templated transcription.